Molecule: messenger RNA, 846 nt
Organism: Brassica napus (rape)
Lineage: Eukaryota; Viridiplantae; Streptophyta; Magnoliopsida; Brassicales; Brassicaceae
Product: factor of DNA methylation 1-like
Exons: 2
Coding region: 259-651 (130 amino acids)
Biological process (GO): gene silencing by siRNA-directed DNA methylation
Source: RefSeq, a predicted model, not a curated record
UAAUUUACACUAUGUUCCUUAUAUUUGUCAUAAUUAAUAUAAAUCCAUAAACCUUUUGUAGAUAACUAGCACAUAUAUAAAAUAUUAUAGUAAUAUUAAUUAAUAAAAUAUUACACUAAAAUAUAAAAUUAUGAAUAGAAAUACAUAAUUAAAUAUUAAACUACAAGAAAAAUACCACAUUAUUACAUAAAAUUAUUUUAAAAUGCUUCACUUUCGGUUAUACAAAAUUUGGGCCUUUCCUUUAGCUUCAUCUUCAGAAUGAUCAGAGCAAACCUUUUGCUGCAUGAACUUUCCUGUGAAGUUUUGCUUUCUUAUAAAAGUAAGAUGGAUGUUCCACCUCCACCUGAUGAAGAGUCCGAGAUCAGCGAGUCAGAGAUCGAUGACUACUCCCAAAAACCCUACCUGAAACUCCAAACCGGGCAUUACAAGGUUAAGAAGGUGAACGGAACGCUGAGAUGCCCCUUUUGUUCAGGCAAGAAGAAGCAAGACUACAAAUACAAGGAGCUGAUGGCGCAUGCUUCUGGUGUCUCCAAAGGAUCCGUCAGCAGAAGUGCUAAACAGAAGGCUAAUCAUCUCGCCUUGGCUAAGUACUUAGAGACCGAACUUGCUGGUGGUGAUCAUGCAGAGCCUAUUCCACCCGACUCGCAAUGAAACCUCCCAACCUUCGGGAACAACAACAACCCUUGCAUCUGGCAAUUCAACUUCAGAGAAUUCGACCUCAAAACCGACGUGUACGCCGCAGAAAACAUUUAUAUGCGGUUUGGUUGAUUUUAAGUUAUUUCGGUUAAAUUACGGUUUGGUUCACUCUAACUUAUUUGAAGUAAAUUAUUUGAUAUGAUGUGGUAU